AGUCUAUCGUGGGAUCUAGUAAGACAGGCGCUUAAGAAAGAGAUAGAGAAGAAUAUAGAAGAGUACUACAAGAAUACCAAUAAAGAUACCAAAAAUGAAUCUAAUACCCAAGAAACAGUCAAAAUGGAGCUAGACACACGCACGAAGACAGAGCCAGACGUUGGAGCAUCGGAACAGAAUAGUCUGCUAUUAGGACAUGCACGAGAACAGAUUCAGACACCUGCUGUUGUAUUACCGCCGAAAAGAGCACCUGUGGUGGAAAGCAUAUCAGAGAAGGAGGCCUACGAAGAGUUUUCGCGUAUUUGGGAUGUCUUGGAGACAGAUUUUGUCGAUGAACCACCAUUCACGAUACAAAGAAUAGCAGAACUCGCAGUCCGUCAAAGAGGAACAUACAGCACGGUAGGAAAAUAUCUGCGUGCAUUAGGAAAAACUGUUACUGUUACAUCUGGUAAAGUGACACUCGCAGCUCAGAUGAAAGCUCUAGAAGAUGUGUCAGCGCCGCCAGCUGGAGACACGCGCGGCCAUGCCGUGCCAUUAGAUUCAGCCGAAAUGCACACACCUGGACAACAAAAUAGCACUCCUCCAACACCACUCUUCUCACCUAUUCCCUUCCUUGCUGAGAGAGCUUCGCGAGAUGUUUCGCCCCUGACGAUCCAGGAGACUCAAGUUGAGGAUCUAGGAAAUCCAAACCUUCACAGGCCAACGAGCCCAACAAGCAGUAGUAAUAAUGCAGCAGCAGCAGCUGCCGCUGCACUCGGUGGACAACCCUCCAAGACAAAGCAAACGGGCACGCAGGAACACCACGGUAUUGUCGACGAACUUGAUGCCGGGCAGGGUAAAGUAGCAGAAGAGCCUGUACCACUGAGUAGCACGACUAAGCUAGAGAAUACACCAUCACCUGAGAAAUCAAAUGAAGAAGACCGUCGAGCGCACAAGAGACGCAAAUCAGAGCAUUUGCUAGAAAUUGAAGAUCAAAAACUCGCUAAGGAGUUUUAGUUUUGUAGUUUUUUACGUUUAUUUGACGACGCAUUGUGAUUUGCUCCUUUCAUCCCAAC
Molecule: messenger RNA, 1055 nt
Organism: Wallemia mellicola CBS 633.66
Lineage: Eukaryota; Fungi; Basidiomycota; Wallemiomycetes; Wallemiales; Wallemiaceae
Exons: 3
Coding region: 124-996 (290 amino acids)
Biological process (GO): protein dephosphorylation
Cellular component (GO): cytoplasm; protein phosphatase 4 complex; nucleus
Molecular function (GO): protein phosphatase regulator activity
Source: RefSeq, a predicted model, not a curated record